Molecule: messenger RNA, 3635 nt
Organism: Owenia fusiformis
Lineage: Eukaryota; Metazoa; Annelida; Polychaeta; Sabellida; Oweniidae
Source: the annotation of a GenBank genome assembly
UAUUAUCAUAACCUUGCUCACUAAAACCAACAUCCUUCGAACGCAGGGGUCAGACAUCAUCCACUAUGUUCCUUCCACAUAGCGGCUGAUAUCUGGACUCCUGCGUUCGGAGGAUGCGAAUUUAUAUGAAUUUAUUGUUCUUAUUUCUUUAAAAUUGUCACACGUGUCCGUUAUAAACCGUGUCUAGUACCUCUCUAAAGCGUUCAUUAUGAGCUAAGUAAUCUAUUUACAAAAUAUAUAGGCCUAUAUAUUUUGAGUAAUCAAGAAACCUUAUGCUAAAAUGGCAUGGAAUUUAACUAUCAAAUUUUCACCCUUUCAAAAAUAAACAUCAUAAUAAACAACGUCAUUUUUUCAGUCUUACUAAAUUUUCCCAUAGUAGUUGUAUAGUUAGUAACAAGGCACAAAAGUAUCAGAAUAAUUUAAUUAUCGUAUCACUGCUUAUUAAAUUACUGACGAGACACCGUGUAUACUGCAGGUAUUAGUUUUUAACUUAUGAUUUAUUAACUUUUAACUUAUAAUUCAUUAACUUAUCUAUAUUGUAUUGUAUCUUUAAGUAGUAAGUUGCGUCAUCAACGAAAUGUUGGAAAUCUUCAAAUUACGCUCAUGUCAAUAAUCAAUACAUGUAAUCAUAGAGUAAGUUAUAUGUAUUGUUCUGUAAAGGAUAUACAGGGUGUUCGCUGUAUUAGCUACACUUCCCUUCCAAUGCCAUCUAUACAAAUCUGAAUUAAAAUGCACUAUUAUUUAAACCACCCGAAGCCACAUAAAAAUGAAAUUUAGCUUAAAGAAAGAACUUUCAACUUACAUGCAACCAAAUAUUACGUUGAAGUACUGUAGUUGCUGUAUCAAUUUGUUUUAGAAAUUAUUUUACCUAUUUGAGUUAAUAAGUGGGUUAUUUUUUCAUUUAAUUAAGCGAUAUUUUGCUCCACCCUGUUUAUGUCUUAACCUGUAUAAAUGCACGUAAGCCUUUAUUUUGAAUACAUUGAAGCAGAUGAAUUGAACAUUGGUUGACUGGCGCUUAAAAGAAGCAUUACAUUUAAAAACACUGGCUUACUAUACAUUCUAAAAUAUUUUAGUAUAGAAACCUUUAUUUUAGCUCUUGAUCCUGUGUGAGUCGGUACAAUAACUGCGAGGGAUGAUGAGAGCGUGCGUAUGUUUUACACAAUUCACAUUAAACUGUAUCUAUUACUUGUGUCUUGAAAUAACUAUUUAUGCAACGCUUGCACAUUGCACUGACACAGGAUAGAAUAUCAGUACUUAUACAAUAAACGAAGAUAAUCACAGACACAGUUCGAAAAGAACCACAAUACAACAUUCAAGAUCGAAUAAAGAAAAAUAGUAAUUAUAAUAUAGCCUUAUCACAAUGGCACUCGUUAAUAGCACAACCAGUUUACAUACAUUAGGACUGAAUCAAGCAGCCGAGAAAUGUCCAAAAGGAAAACAAAUCACUACGCAUGGUGAAAAUAGGAAUGCUUCAUUGGGCCCAUAUGAAGAUGCUGCAAAAUCGAAUGUUCAUUCGGAUGGAUUGAAAACAAAGAUCGUAAAGACCGCUAGUCUGUAUAUUGCGUUCAUAGGGCUGGGCAUCACUCUUUCCGUACUAGGACCUACCGUUUUAGAUCUAAGGGACAAAACUGGCGUAACAACAUCUGAAAUAUCUAUCGUUUUUACGGGUCGAUCUCUGGGCUUCCUGAUGGGAUCAAUAAUAGGUGGCGCUCUGAUAGAUCGUUUCAAUCAGACAUUGGUUAUCGCAUUCUCACUUCUUCUCGGUGCAGUCGCCGUGACGAUCACCCCAUGGUUUACCCAACUAGCCCUCGUUGUAACAGCAUUGGGAUUUCUGGGGAUAUCUAGUGGAAUACUGGACACAUGUGGGCAAGUGUUUCUGCUUCUAGUUUGGGAGAGCAAAAUUGGACCAUACUUCCAGUUAUCUCACUUCUUUUUCGGCAUUGGCUCAUUCAUUGGCCCACUCUUGGCCAAGCCUUUUAUAUCUAGCUACCGUAGUAAUGCAUCAACAAACAUUACCAAUGGCAAUUACCAUAACAAUCAAGCAUAUCAGAGUAUGUACAACAACAGUUACCAUGGUAACUAUAUUUCAAAUUCAUUUGGUUACCAUGGCAACAACAAUACCAUUGAAUCAGAGGCCUUACAAAGGAGUGAUGAGAGUCGCAAAUAUAUCAAUAUAACAUCUACAACAGGCUACAACAUAACUGAAAAAAUGGAUGAGAUAAAACCACUGGAAUUAAUGACGGAAUCGAAUGUGGAGUAUGUGUACUUGAUCAUUGGGAUCUUACAUCUUUUCAUGGCAGUCGUAUUCUUUGGUAUAACUUUACAAGGGAAACGGACAUUAAAAGCCCUUGAAUACAAAACUGAUUCAAGUCAUGGCAAUAAAGAGACAAAGAGCAGACUAUACAGUUUACAAAUACUAUGUCUGUUGUUUAGUUUUUUGUAUUGUUACGGAGGAAUUGAGUACAUCAUCGGAGGACUUUUGAUGACGUUCUUAAAUGUUGCACUUGGGUGGAGCAAAGAAACAGGAACAGUCAUAACAUCAGCUUUCUGGGGGGCCUUCAUGCUUGCUCGUUUGAUAGCGGUCCCAUUAACCAAGAUGAUCUCAUUCACAAAACUUCUUCUGAUAGACACAUUCCUAUUGGCAGCCUCCAUUGUUGGACUGUUAAUUUUUGUGCAACAUCCAAUCGCGGUUUGGGUGUGUAUCAUUACCGCAGGGUUAAGCAUGGGAACAGUGUUUGCGUCCAUAUUAUCCUGGAUUCAAAACAAUGCGAUGCAAGUCACUGGAGUUGUAGCGGGAACAGCGCUGGCAGCGGCAUCUAUCAGCGGAAUGACCCUCCCACCAUUGGUCAGCUAUUUAUUCCCAAGUACCUAUAUGGUUUUUGUAUAUACCAUUCUUGUACUGAGUUUUUUGUUGAUUAUCAUAUUCGCUAUUCUUUAUAUUACAGUGUUUAUACAUCGUAAAAAUGAACGAAAGAUUUAUAAUAGAAAUAUAUACACAUCUGUGAGCAUGACUGAUAAGAGUUUACCAGCAUAAAAAUAGUCUAUAAAAGGUAGCACGAAUAAUAACAAACAGCUUAUCUUGAAUUUUAUGUCAUGUGAAUACAAUUGUGAGAAACACUCAGAAAUGAGUCAUUUAAUCUGCUUUGGAAAAUGUUUGAUCUCAUUUUUUCUAAAUCAAAUGUGUUCUCAGAAUGUGAAAUGGAAACAGUUUCAGUUCUAGAUUUUAAUUAUCCCAUACAUUUGUUCUCUCAUUUUUCAAAAGCUCAUAUUAUGCGAAAAUCUCAACAUGAACACACUUAGCUAACCCAAGCAAGCAACACUCAGUUUAGACAAGUUUGACUGUACAAAAUAAUAAUGCAUUUGUUUUGAAGUAAUUAAUGUAUACUUUAUUGAUGUUGUUAUAUUUGUAUAUCUUAUUCUACAAAUCAACUCAGUAUAACUUAUGAAGAAUUUCAUGAACUUUAUCUUCUGUAACUAUGAGAAAUAUUUGAAAUGAACAAUGCAAAGCGAAGGAGUGCAGCAAGGGAUAAUGUAAUCAGGCAUGAAGUUGACACUAUAAAUUGUAUAGAAAACAAGGAAUUUCAUUCAAACUGAGAGAAAAACAUAACAAAAUGUGUCAAGAGAAAAUAUAGGCA